AUGUAUGCGGAUGAAAAUAAUGAUGAUAAUACUGUAUUGUAUGACAACGAUGAUUUUAUGAACUUCCAUUAUGUGUGGAUUAAAGAUUUGUCACGCCUAGUGUCUAAACAAUUAUCGAAGAAGGCACAUCGAAAACAUAUCUGUGACCGUUGUUUACACUACUUUUCAGGUGUUGAAAGAUUGAACGCACACAUUGAAAAUUGUAAAAAAAUGAAUGAGUGUAAAAUUAAAUUACCGACGCCUGACAAGAGUCUGAUCACAUUUAAAAAUUUUAAGAAUAAAGAAAAGGUGCCAUAUGUAAUUUACGCCGACUGUGAAAGUCUACUUCUUCCAGCGGAUGAAGAUGUAGACAAUUUAAGUAAGACUGAAGUCUUCCAGCGUCACAAAUUGUUAAGCAUCGGAUAUUAUAUCAAAUGUAGCUACGACGAAUCAUUAUGUAAAUAUGUGCCGUGUCCGAAAAAUGAAUCUGACCCUGCGAAAUGGUUUGCUGAGGAGUUAAAGCAGAUUGCAGAGAAAAUGAAUAAAGUUUUUAAAAAUCCGUUACCGAUGACUGCUUUAACUCCUCAAGAAAUCAAUGAUUUUAAGCAAGCGACAAUAUGUCACAUUUGUCAUGAGAAAAUACAGGCAAGCGAGAAGAAAGUCCGCGAUCACUGUCACCUUACUGGCAAAUAUAGGGGUGCUGCCCAUGAAUCAUGCAAUUUAAACUAUCAAGAUUGUCAAACGAUCCCCGUAGUCUUCCACAAUUUAAGCGGUUACGACGCCCAUUUUAUAAUUCACGCGAUUUCUACGAGCUUUGAAGGAAAAAUUGACCUCCUCCCCAUUAAUAAAGAGAAGUAUAUCUCUUUUACUAAACACGUCAAGGGGAGUGAGGUCAAUUUUCGAUUCAUUGACUCAUUGCGAUUCAUGGCAGCAUCCCUAGAAAAACUCGCAUCAUACCUAGACGAGUAUAAAAUUGUAAGCUCCGUUUUUGCCAGUACGGUGACAGAUCCGGAUAAAAUUAAAUUAUUGACGCGCAAGGGUGUAUUCCCCUAUGAAUACUUUGACUCGAAAAGUAAGUUGGAUGAGACAGAAUUGCCCCCGAUCGAGAAAUUUUAUAGUACUCUGUAUGACGCUGGUAUUUCUGAUGAUGAGUAUGCGCAUGCGCAGAAUGUAUGGACCGAGUUUGACUGUAAAAAUCUAUAUGACUAUGUCCAUUUGUAUAUGAAAACUGAUGUAUUGUUACUUGCGGACGUCUUUGAAAAUUUCCGAGUAGAAUGUGUAAAAGCGUAUGGUUUAGAUCCUGCCCACUACUACACAACCCCCGGUUUAACUUAG
Leptopilina heterotoma is the source of this 1314-nucleotide messenger RNA. RefSeq lists its product as uncharacterized. The transcript has a single exon. Bases 1 to 1314 code for a protein of 437 amino acids. Lineage: Eukaryota; Metazoa; Arthropoda; Insecta; Hymenoptera; Figitidae. Gene Ontology annotation, molecular function: nucleic acid binding. The record is from RefSeq and is a predicted model, not a curated record.